AUGCAAGACUACUUCGCUGAUGACUCUGUCUACAGUGCCCGUACGUUUCGCAGACGCUUUCGAAUGCGAUGGCCACUGUACCUAAGGAUCGUCGCCGCUAUUGAGGAACAUGCUAGCUACUUUCAGCAGCGAGCUGACGCGACGGGAAAGCUGGGGCUGUACAGCGCUGCAAAAGUGCACUGCGGCAAUCCGGCAGCUUGCUUACGGUAUGCCGGCGGAUGCGGUGGACGAGUACGUCCGCAUAGGAUAAAGCACAGCUAUCAAGAGCUUGCUGCGGUUCUGUUCUGCGGUACUAGAGGUGUUCGGCGAGGAGUAUCUACGUGCGCCAAAUGCAGACGACGUCAAUCGGCUGCUAGCCAUGCAUGGGGUGCGUGGCUUCGUGGGCAUGCUUGGCAGCUUAAACUGCAUGCACUGGCCGUGGAAAAACUGUCCGACGGCGUGGGCAGGGCGGUACACAGGCAAGGAGAGUACGCCGACCAUUGUGCUCGAGGCGGUGGUCUCA
Messenger RNA from Phytophthora sojae, 502 nucleotides. RefSeq lists its product as hypothetical. NCBI's taxonomy places the organism in Eukaryota, Oomycota, Peronosporomycetes, Peronosporales, Peronosporaceae. The annotation marks the transcript as partial. The transcript has a single exon. The record is from RefSeq and is a predicted model, not a curated record.